This is a messenger RNA of Panicum virgatum (switchgrass), 1782 nucleotides long. RefSeq lists its product as uncharacterized. The record is from RefSeq and is a predicted model, not a curated record. Lineage: Eukaryota; Viridiplantae; Streptophyta; Magnoliopsida; Poales; Poaceae. The transcript is spliced from 3 exons. Gene Ontology annotation, cellular component: membrane. The coding region runs from base 1 to 1557 and encodes 518 amino acids. Gene Ontology annotation, molecular function: transmembrane transporter activity. Gene Ontology annotation, biological process: transmembrane transport.
AUGGAGCGGCGGGAGAGGGACCGGCGGCGCACGCUGCUGCUGGUGAGCCUGGCGUCCGUCAUGGAGCGCGCCGACGAGGCGCUCCUGCCGGCGGUGUACCGUGAGGUGGGCGCCGCCCUGCACGCCACGCCCGCGGGGCUCGGCGCCCUCACGCUGUGCCGCUCCCUCGUGCAGGCCGCCUGCUACCCGCUCGCCGCCUACGCCGCCGCGCGGCACGACCGCGCGCACGUCAUCGCCGCCGGCGCCUUCCUCUGGGCCGCCGCCACCUUCCUCGUCGGCGUCUCGGACACCUUCGUACAGGUUGCAAUCUCACGAGGCCUGAAUGGCAUCGGCCUAGCUCUGGUAGUGCCGUCGAUCCUGUCACUGGUGGCCGACUCCACCGACGACGGCACGCGCGGCUCGGCGUUCGGGUGGCUGCAGCUCGCCAGCAGCCUUGGCCACGUCUCCGGCGGCCUCGUCGGCCUGCUGCUGGCGCAGACCACGGUCCUCGGGGUCGCCGGCUGGCGCGUCGCAUUCCACCUCGUGGCGGCCAUCAGCGUGGCCGUGGGCGCGCUGAACUGGCUCCUGGCCGUGGACCCCCAUUUCUCGACGAGCGACCACGCCGGCUACCGCCGGCGCGACGGCAGGCCAGUCGCCGCGCAACCUGCCACCGCCCGGCAGGUCGCGAUGGAGAUGAUCAGGGAGGCCAAGCGCGUGGUGCGGAUCCCGACGUUCCGGAUCUUCGUGGCGCAGGGUGUCAGCGGCUCGUUCCCUUGGUCGGCGCUCUCCUUUGCGCCCAUGUGGCUCGAGCUCACCGGCUUCAGCCAUGGCGACACCGCCGCCCUCAUGACCGUCUUCUGGGUAGGGAGAUCCCUCGGUGGCCUGCUCGGCGGCAAGAUGGGCGACGCCCUCGCCUUGCGGUACCCGAACGCCGGGAGGAUCGUCCUGUCGCAGAUCAGCUCCGGCUCGGCCGUGCCCUUGGCUGCCGUGCUGCUGCGGGGCCUCCCUGCCGACCCGUCCACCGGCGCCGCCUACGGCGCCGUCCUGUUGGUCAUGGGCAUGUUCAUCUCCUGGAACGGCCCCGCCACGAACUUCCCUAUUUUCGCUGAAAUCGUUCCGGAGAGGUCAAGAACAAGCAUCUACGCUCUCGACAAGUCCUUGGAGGCGGCACUGUCAUCGUUCGCGCCCCCGAUCGUUGGCAUCCUAGCUCAGCGCGUGUACGGGUACACGCCGGAUGGCGAGGGGGGGAGCGUUGGACAGGACCGGCGGAAUGCGGAUUCUUUAGCCAAGGCACUGUACAUGGCUAUCGCGGUGCCAUUCGUAGUCUGUGCCUCCAUGUACUCGUUCAUGUACUGCAGUUACCCUCGAGACAGGGAGCACGCGCGCAUGGAGUCUCUGGUUGAAUCGGAGCCGGAGCAGAUGGAGCUUGGCGGUUCCUGCCUAGAAGACGACAUUGGACGGCGCGAGGUUUUCGACCGGAGGGAUGAUGGUGAGAGAGGCAUGGUUAGUGCUAUGUGUGAUAACAGGGAGUUGCUCGAGGCUGAUACGGCGAAAUUGUUAGCGAACGCGGGAAAGUGAAUAGGAAGAUGAGGUUUUCACAUUGGGCAUUUCCCCCCGAGAAGUGAGAACAGAUAUCAUCACAUCAUUAUGUUAUGAGAGAACAUUACUUCUAGUUGGCUGAUGGUUGGUGGCUGGUGGCUGGUGCUGAUUUGGUAUGAGAGAAAAACACUGCUGGAUGCUUGGCUAACCAGCCAAGCGAACAGAGUGAUUGCAGCUAAAGUUCUACGAUGCAUAAUUCUGAUA